UUGUGAUAGUAGUGGAUUGGACGUUGACCUCUCUCACAACAAGGAAGUGUUUUUCAAGGUAGGCUAAUGCACGCCUAGAUUAUUUAGAAACGAAACUAGUGUGUGUAGGGCAGGGCAGAUGUUGUCUUCUAGCUUCGUAAAGCGUUUGUAACCUACUCAAGAAGAAUGGCAGAGGCGAUAUCAUGUAAUCAAGAACUUUUUACAUGUCCUAUUUGUUUGGAUCUGCUGAAAGAUCCAGUGACUAUUCCCUGUGGACACAAUUACUGCAUGGGCUGCAUUAAGGGCUGCUGGGAUCAGGAAGAUCAGAAGGGAGUCUACAGCUGCCCCCAGUGCAGACAAAUGUUCACUCUAAGACCUGUUUUAAACAAAAAUAAUGUUUUUGCUGAGCUUGUGGAACAAUUCAGGAAGACCAGAAUCCAAGCUGUUGCUCCUCCUGUUGAAUAUGCUGGUCCGGGGGAGGUGGAAUGUGAUCUCUGUACUGGAAGAAAACUAAAAGCUGUGAAGUCGUGUCUGGACUGUCUGUUGUCUUAUUGUGAAACUCACUAUAAAGUUCACAACGAUGUCAAUCCUGGACGAAAACACAAGAUGAUUGAUGCCACAGGUCAGCUACAGGAGAGGAUCUGCGCCCAACAUGAGAAGCCUCUGGAGAUAUUCUGUCGUACAGAACAAACUUGUGUUUGUUUUCUCUGCAUGGUGGAUGAACACAAAGGUCAUGACACUGUGUCAGCAUCUGCAGGGAGAAAGGAGAAACAGACAUACCUGAGAGAGACCCAGAGGUCAUUUCAGCAGAGACUCCUGGAGAGAGAGAAGAAGCUGCAGGAGCUGAGGAAGGCUGUGGAGACUCUCAAGUGUUCUGCACAGACAGCAGUGGAGGACAGUGAGAAAAUCUUUACUGAGAUAAUCCGCACCAUUGAGAGAAGGCGCUCUGAGGUGACAGAGCUGAUCAGAGCUCAGGAGAAGGCUGAGGUGAGUCAGGCUGAAGGACUCCUGAAGCAACUGGAGCAGGAGAUUGCUGAGCUGAAGAGGAGAGAUGCUGAGCUGGACCAGCUUUCACACACAGAGGAUCACAUCCAUUUUCUCAAGACUUUCCAGUCAGUGAGCAACACACCUGAGACUACAGACGUAUCCAGCAUCUGUGUUAACCAAGGCCUCUCUUUUGAGGCUGUGAAGAAAUCUGUCUCCUCGCUAAAGGGGCAGCUGGAGGAUUUCUGCAAAGAGGAAGUCAUGAAGAUUUCUGCAGCAGUGACUGAAGUCCAGGCUAUUUUGCCUUUGGAACCUACAACCAGAGAGGAAUUCCUACAAUACUCCUGUCACUUCACACUGGAUCCAAACACAGCACAAGGAAACCUCCAUCUGUCUGAGGGGAACAGGAGGGUGAAGAAGAGAUCCCAUCUCCGGUCAUAUCCUGAUCAUACAGAGAGAUUUGAUACAUUGUAUGCGGUGCUGUGUAGUGAGGGAGUAUAUGGACGCUGCUACUGGGAGGUUGAGUGGAGUGGGGUGGUUUAUAUAGCAGUGUCAUAUAAAAGCAUCAGCAGAAAAGGAAAGGGGGAUGAAUGUAAGUUUGGUUGUAAUGAUCAGUCCUGGAGGCUGAGACUCACCAGCUCUGGCUUCUCAUUCUGGCACAAUGAUAAAGAGACUGAACUCCCUCUAGUGGUCAGCUCCAAAAUAGGAGUGUAUGUGGAUCACAGGGCAGGAACUCUGGCCUUCUACAGCAUCUCUGACACAAUGACCCUCCUGCACAGAGUCCAGACCACAUUCACUCACACACUCUACCCUGGGUUUUGCCUACAUAAAAGAUCAUCAGUGCAGCUGUUGUGAGUAUUCUCAGUUGAGAAUUGGUCUGGUAUUAGCCAGGCGGUCCCUGCUGGCUGCUGCAGUAUGAGGGGAACCAAAGACAAUAAAGAAAAGAGUAAGGAAGGGUAAGUAGAGUGGUCUAACAUAAAGGUCAAAGUUCAAACACUGACCCCUGUAUGGUGUCAGGUCGUAAUUCACUCACACAAUUAAUAAUUAAUGAAUAAAAAUGGGUUAUUAGUCUGUGCACCCACACAAUUUAAUAUAUCAUAUUUUAAUUUCUUCAUAUUGACCAAGAAAAUGAGUGAUGAAAAUAUUGUUUAAUAAUACUGAACUGUAUUGUUUAGGAAUUACUGAAUGUAAUCAGCUGUGGAUGUAAAGCCAGCUUCUGAUUGCCCUGCUUGUUU
Molecule: messenger RNA, 2198 nt
Organism: Alosa sapidissima (American shad)
Lineage: Eukaryota; Metazoa; Chordata; Actinopteri; Clupeiformes; Clupeidae
Product: tripartite motif-containing protein 16-like
Exons: 6
Coding region: 166-1818 (550 amino acids)
Molecular function (GO): zinc ion binding; protein binding
Source: RefSeq, a predicted model, not a curated record